This is a messenger RNA of Coregonus sp. 'balchen', 7523 nucleotides long. The record is from the annotation of a GenBank genome assembly. NCBI's taxonomy places the organism in Eukaryota, Metazoa, Chordata, Actinopteri, Salmoniformes, Salmonidae.
AUGGCUAAGCGCGCCGGAAGUUGUACGACCCUAGCUCAUGCUACUGAAACGAAGCUAACCAUUCAAUCAAGGACGAUUUAUUCAAUACAUUUCGUUAAAGUUGCCCAUUUGGACAACAGUUCAAAGUCUAACUUAAAACAGUCGUUAUACGGAAUAUCACAAAAGGUAUGCUAAUUUCUCCAUGAAACAAUAAGGCAUGUAUUGCCAUUCUGAACGAGAACAUGAGACGUCAGAGCAGAAGCCAUGUUGGUUAGCCAGAAUUCGCUAACUAGCUGUUAGCUGAGAGCUUGCAAACCUGACUCUUUUCAUUAAUAUUACACAAAAUCAUUAGCUAAUUCACACUCGGUUGCAACUGACAUUCUAUAGCGUGUUAUUGAACUAGCUAGCUACAUGUGUUUUUACUAGUAAAGAUGCUAGCUAAAUUAACUAGUAGAAAACAAUUGGCUAACUAGCUACAUCUUCAGUAACCGUUAGCUAGUUGGGUAAGAUAGCAGAGCUUCUUUAAUGCUGAAUUCAUAUUAUAUUUAGUCUAGCAUUGGCCUAACUCAACUCUGGAUUUCGAAGCCAGUUCCACUGCGUUUUUUUCAUUGUUCCCCUCUAAUCAGGGACUGAUUUAGACCUGGGACACCAGGUGUUCCAAGAAAUUAUCACUUAGAACACCAAACCAGCAGGCUCCGGACCUCGUAGGGUAAGAGUUGAAUACCCCUGCUAGUAGAACGCAACCCUUCUUAUGAUAUGUGUUCAUGAGAUUCACUAAAAACACGCCACUUCAAUACAGCUACCACCGGAGGAGCCUUUUCAUUGCAGGUUAGGAGAAUUAACGUAGCAGGUUAGGAUAAUUAGGUUAAGGUUAGGAAAAGGGGUAAUGCUCUCUGAACCUGCCAUGAAAUGUCACUUCCGGGCAUAGCUGUAUCAAAGUGGCGUGUGUUCUUCUCAUUUUGACUAUACAGGAUGGCUGCAGACUGGUUGGGUAGUCUGGUGUCGAUAAACUGCGGAGCAACGCUAGGGGUAUACCAAGGCGAGGUGUCGUCUGUGGACCAGUCCAGUCAGACCAUCUCCCUCAGACAGCCCUUCCACAAUGGAGUCAAGUGCCCUGUGCCCGAGGUCACUUUUAGGUACUACUGUUUAUAGUUUACUCAAAUCUUUGUAGCACUAAGUUAAUCUUAAUAACUCCAUUGUAGGCAAUGCUUGACUUGGGCAGGAGCUCACCGGAACUGUGUACCCACAGAAUAUUAACUCAAAAGUAUUGCAGAGUUCCUGAACCUAAAUAUAAACAGUACCGGCACCCAAAAUGAGUACUGGCACCUAUUUUCAGUCCAAGGCAAACACUGGUUGUUGCCAAUGGAUGAAAGAUGAUCUUAGCACUACAAAGCUUUCAGGAAACUCACCCUUGUCUAUUAUGACGAUGUGACAUUGUCCUACAUGUGCAAACCAACAGGGAUGGAAUGUAAGGAUUUUAGGGACUGGCUAACCGGGCUAGUAGACAUUUUUACUAGCCACGGUCCAAAAUGUGUGCCAUGGGAUAUUUGAAAAGACAACAUUUCCCUAGCCAGCUAGUUGGGCACAUUUUCUUCUAGCCCUUUCUGAAAAGUACUAGCCUCGGGCUAACGGGCUAGCUUAAUUUCCAUCCCUCCUCAGACCCCAAAAGACAGGUUAUGUUUCACACUUCCCAAAUGUACACAGCAUCAAUUCAUUCAGGAGAAAAGACCUUCAAAGUUUUCAAACCAAUUACCUUUAUCUGAUUGUGUACCAGGGUUGAGAUCAAUUCUAUUUUCACUUAUCCAGAAUUCCCUGUUGUCUACCACAGUGCCAUGCCAACUAAAGCAAAGCCUUUAUAUGACUGUCUAUUCUACCACAAUGCAAAGGAUAUCAGCCUUUAUUAGACUGUCUAUUCUCCCACAAUGCAAUGGACAUCAGCCUUUAUAUGACUCUAUUCUCCCACAAUGCAAUGGACAUCAGCCUUUAUAUGACUCUAUUCCCCCAUAGUGCCAUGGACAUCAGCCUUUAUAUGACUCUAUUCUCCCAUAGUGCCAUGGACAUCAGCCUUAAUAUGAAUCUAUUCUCCCAUAGUGCCAUGGAUAUCAGCCUUAAUAUGACUCUAUUCUCCCAUAGUGCCAUGGACAUCAGCCUUAAUAUGAAUCUAUUCUCCCAUAGUGCCAUGGACAUCAGCCUUAAUAUGACUCUAUUCUCCCAUAGUGCCGUAGACAUCAGCCUUAAUAUGACUCUAUUCUCCCAUAGUGCCAUGGACAUCAGCCUUUAUAUGACUCUAUUCUCCCAUAGUGCCAUGGACAUCAGCCUUAAUAUGAAUCUAUUCUCCCAUAGUGCCGUAGACAUCAGCCUUAAUAUGACUCUAUUCUCCCAUAGUGCCAUGGACAUCAGCCUUUAUAUGACUCUAUUCUCCCAUAGUGCCAUGGAUAUCAGCCUUAAUAUGACUCUAUUCUCCCAUAGUGCCAUGGACAUCAGCCUUUAUAUGACUCUAUUCUCCCAUAGUGCCAUGGACAUCAGCCUUAAUAUGACUCUAUUCUCCCACAAUGCAAAGGAUAUCAGCCUUUAUUAGACUGUCUAUUCUCCCACAAUGCAAAGGAUAUCAGCCUUUAGUAUACUGUCUAUUCUCCCACAAUGCAAUGGACAUCAGCCUUUAGUAUACUGUCUAUUCUCCCACAAUGCAAUGGACAUCAGCCUUUAUAUGACUCUAUUCUCCCGUAUUGCCAUGGACAUCAGCCUUUAUAUGACUCUAUUCUCCCAUAGUGCCGUGGACAUCAGCCUUAAUAUGACUCUAUUCUCCCAUAGUGCCAUGGACAUCAGCCUUAAUAUGACUCUAUUCUCCCAUAGUGCCAUGGACAUCAGCCUUAAUAUGACUCUAUUCUCCCAUAGUGCCGUGGACAUCAGCCUUAAUAUGACUCUAUUCUCCCGUAUUGCCAUGGACAUCAGCCUUUAUAUGACUCUAUUCUCCCAUAGUGCCGUGGACAUCAGCCUUAAUAUGACUCUAUUCUCCCGUAUUGCCAUGGACAUCAGCCUUAAUAUGACUCUAUUCUCCCGUAUUGCCAUGGACAUCAGCCUUUAUAUGACUCUAUUCUCCCAUAGUGCCAUGGAUAUCAGCCUUAAUAUGACUCUAUUCUCCCAUAGUGCCAUGGACAUCAGCCUUUAUAUGACUCUAUUCUCCCGUAUUGCCAUGGACAUCAGCCUUUAUAUGACUCUAUUCUCCCAUAGUGCCAUGGACAUCAGCCUUAAUAUGAAUCUAUUCUCCCAUAGUGCCGUGGACAUCAGCCUUAAUAUGACUAUUCUCCCAUAGUGCCAUGGACAUCAGCCUUAAUAUGACUCUAUUCUCCCAUAGUGCCAUGGACAUCAGCCUUAAUAUGACUCUAUUCUCCCAUAGUGCCGUGGACAUCAGCCUUAAUAUGACUCUAUUCUCCCGUAUUGCCAUGGACAUCAGCCUUAAUAUGAAUCUAUUCUCCCAUAGUGCCGUGGACAUCAGCCUUAAUAUGACUCUAUUCUCCCAUAGUGCCAUGGACAUCAGCCUUAAUAUGACUCUAUUCUCCCAUAGUGCCAUGGACAUCAGCCUUAAUAUGACUCUAUUCUCCCAUAGUGCCGUGGACAUCAGCCUUAAUAUGACUCUAUUCUCCCGUAUUGCCAUGGACAUCAGCCUUUAUAUGACUCUAUUCUCCCAUAGUGCCGUGGACAUCAGCCUUAAUAUGACUCUAUUCUCCCGUAUUGCCAUGGACAUCAGCCUUUAUAUGACUCUAUUCUCCCAUAGUGCCAUGGAUAUCAGCCUUAAUAUGACUCUAUUCUCCCAUAGUGCCAUGGACAUCAGCCUUUAUAUGACUCUAUUCUCCCAUAGUGCCAUGGACAUCAGCCUUAAUAUGACUCUAUUCUCCCAUAGUGCCAUGGAUAUCAGCCUUAAUAUGACUCUAUUCUCCCAUAGUGCCAUGGACAUCAGCCUUUAUAUGACUCUAUUCUCCCAUAGUGCCAUGGACAUCAGCCUUAAUAUGACUCUAUUCUCCCAUAGUGCCAUGGAUAUCAGCCUUAAUAUGACUCUAUUCUCCCAUAGUGCCAUGGAUAUCAGCCUUAAUAUGACUCUAUUCUCCCAUAGUGCCAUGGAUAUCAGCCUUAAUAUGACUCUAUUCUCCCAUAGUGCCAUGGACAUCAGCCUUAAUAUGACUCUAUUCUCCCAUAGUGCCAUGGAUAUCAAGGAGCUGAAGGUCCUGGACAUAGGUAGUAGCAGAGGUGGUGUGGUUCAGAAGAGCAGCGCUCCAGUCUCGGUCCCACACAUAGGAGACCACAGGACCCAGGAGAGGCUGGCUUCACCACAGCAGCAGUGCUCUACAAGCUCUGGAGAUAAACACCUGGAGGUGUCAGGCCAGCCCAAGGGCUUCAGACGGAGACACAACUCCUGUAAGUACCAGCACACUGCAGGGUUUUGUUCAUUAGGGCACCAAGUUGGAAGAAAAACGGACUGAAACAGGGUGGGACUAAAUAAGACUCAAUAAGGACUUAAUAAGAAACACUAAUUUGAGUUUUUAGGAAAUUGCUGCGAAAAGCUGUGUGCCCUAAUAAUCGCGAGCCAAGUUUACCUCAGUUGUUGAGGACCACAGACUAGGUAGGGUUUGGUAGCUAUCUACUAAUGAUGAAUCAUAAAUUAAUACAAUGUUGCAUAUUGUGUCAGCAGUCUCAGCUUUCUAAACUUAUUUUUGGUAUCACAGGGUCGUCCAGUAGUCGGGGCGCCAACCAGGUCACCCCCAAGAAGAACGGAGGAGGAGGAGGAGGAGGAUGGGGUCAGAGGCAGCACAGGGACGAUGAGUGUUUCGGGGGCAAUAUGGACGACAGCCUGGACACAGACUUUGACUUCGAGGGGAACCUGGCGCUGUUCGACAAAGCGGCCGUGUUCUCACAGAUCGACGGGUCGGAUCGCCACGGUAACGGGGCCCGGUCACGCGCUAUGCCGCAGGUGCAGACGUCGUCGCAAUACCGUCACAAUGACAACAUUCUAGAGACCAAACCUGUGGGGUACAGGCAGAUACUUGUCCCACAUCCUGGGGAUAAAGAGUAUUGCACUGGUAUGUAGAUUAUCUUCUCCUUUCUGAUGAAUGGAACGAUAAGCCUAGGCACCGUCGGAUUUCCUCAUUUUAGAUGGUGCCUAUUUUUUUCAUUUGUUUGGGAACAAUUUACAAAUUCUGUAAUAUAUAAUAUAUGUAAUUUAGCAGACGCUUUUAUCCAAAGAGGCUUACAGUCAUGCGUGCAUACAUUUUACGUAUGGGUGGUCCCGGGAAUCAAACCCACUAUCCUGGCAUUGCAAGCUACAAAGGACCUCAUAAGGCAGAGAGAACUGUCGUUAGGGAAAAGGAAGUGCUGUCGCUCGCUACCUUUCUUUCUAACCAAUGAACAGUGGAGCAGCAGAAGAUGAAGAAAUAUCAGUCUUUCAAUUUUUCAAGUGUUAACUGUCUUCUGUGAUUAGCAGCUAAGGUCUCCCUCUCUCCCCUUACCCUCUGUGGUUGUGUAGAUUGGGGCCUGGUGGUGCCUAGUAUUUCCUACGAGCUGCACAAGCGUCUGUUGUCAGUAGCUGAGCGUCAUGGCCUCUCAUUGGAGAGGAGGCUGGAGAUGACAGGUGUUUGUGCCAGUCAGAUGGCCCUGACGCUGCUGGGCGGGCCCAACAGGUAAGCACACAAACUUAGACGCCAUCACACUCGUAAAUCGUUCAAAUAAAUUACAAAUAUGCUCUAAAUGAGUCCAUGCCCCAGGCCGUCUGUUUUGUAGAUCCAAGUAUUUACAACCAUUUAAAAUAGAAAAGAUAAGCAUCAUGCUAUUUACAGAUUUGUGGUCCUUUCACCCUCACUUAUCUGAGGUUAUACAGAUUUAUCAGACAAAGUUGAAUGGCUUAUUGGUUAAUGACCAAUAUUUAUUGCAUUAAAACCAAAUCUUCUUCAUGACACGUACUGCCUCUCACUCCCUCCCUCCAGACUGACCCCUAAGAACGUCCACCAGCGGCCCACCGUAGCGUUGCUCUGCGGCCCCCAUGUCCAGGGAGCUCAGGGCAUCAGCUGUGGUCGUCACCUGGCCAACCACGAGGUGGAGGUUAUACUCUUCCUGCCUAAUUUCGUCAAGGUGCUGGACGCCGUCGCCAGCGAGCUCACCCUCUACAGUAAGACGGAGGGCAAACGGGUCUCCAGUAUUAAAGGUAAUGGAUUUCUUCUACUGCGUGUCGGCGUUAAAAUUCACCAAAUGGUUCAUAAAUAAAUAAACCCCACUUGCCCUUUUUUUCUGAAGUUUUAGCAAAUUCAGGUUUUGCAAAAAUGGCGACUGAGAGACGAGGCGGGAGUAAGAGGCAACUAGCCAACCAGAGCUCAGGUCUUAGCAUGUUGUCUGGCCAAUGUUGAUGACCUCUGUUUGUCUUACCUCUGUUUGUUUUGUCUUCCCCUAGAGCUUCCCGACAGCCCUGUGGACCUGAUCAUCAACUGCUUGGAUUGCCAUGAGAACACCUUUCUGAUGGAUCAGCCAUGGUACCGGGCCGCUGCAGACUGGGCCAACCAGAACAGGGCUCCCGUGCUCAGCCUGGAUCCUCCAGUCAGCGGACAGGGCCAUGCCGUAGAGGCCAAGUGGACCCUGUCCCUGGGUCUGCCGCUCUCGCUGUCGGAGGGCGCCGGCAGGGUCUACCUGUGCGACAUAGGUGUUCCCAGACAGGUGUUCCAGGAAGUAGGGAUCAAGUAUCAUUCUCCGUUCGGGUGUAAGUUUGUGGUGCCGUUGCACUCUGCGUAACUGGCUUGUUAUUCAUUAGGCACCGAACGGAAGAAAACGGACUGGAACAAGGAGGGAGGGGACAAUCUGUCCAAUAAGAAAUGCUUGUUUUUGUUUUCAAAACGUUUUGCAACGGUGUGCCUUAAUGAAUAUGCCCCUGGACUGCCAUGACAUUUGAUCUUAGACUGAACUUUGAACUCUCACCCUGACCAUACAGGUCACUUCAGUAGGCGCGAAACGGAAGAAAACUGUAAAAAAAAAAAAAAAAAAAAAAAUGGGGAGGCUAGUAUCUGAACUGGUAUUCAACGAGUUCCUUAAUGAACACAACCUAGGUUUGGGGGAAUCAACCAGAGCAAGCCUUAAGUUCCAGACUUUUAACUAAGUGUUAAAAAGCAUGAAUCCUUUUAUCCCUCAUGCAGUUACAUGAUGUGUUGGAGAAGUCUUGUCCCUCGUACAUUCAGUACCCUGUGUGGUACAACACCUCUCCAGGACUGAGCAGUGGUAUGAGAGGGAGGGGAGUAUUGUGAAGACUUGGCCUGAGGCAUGGCUGUAGAGACUUCUAUGACUGUAGAUUCCUAUGACUAGAUUAAUGACUGUAGAUUCCUAUGACUGUAGAUUCACCUCAGAAAAUGUUGGGGAGGGAGAUACCUUCACAGUGUUGGAGAUGGAGAAAUUGGAGUUUGAUGUGGUCGAAGAAAAGAGGAGAGCAAAGGCUGUCAAUGUCACCGGCCCAAAGGGCUCUCCCCAGUUCAGGGGAGCAAGUACGCCGCCGACAGGAACCGUCACAGGCCUAA